AUGUCCAGCUCACCCUUUGACGACUCGAGCCUCCCCUCGCAUUUCACUCGACCUGAACACGACCGUCCAGAGGAACCCGUAUGGUCGACCGUGCCCGAUUCGGACGAGCGCGCCGACGAGGCCCACGAUGCCGACUCGGAGGCGCUCUAUGCCGUGCUCAACUUGCCCAAGCAGUGCACGGACGAGCAUAUACAGAAGCAGUACAAGAGGUUGGCCGGUCAGUGCGCACGAGAAACCUCUUGUUGCGAAUCGAGCAGCGACCACAGCACUCUGACCUGUGCAGCGUUCACCCCACCCCGCCCUGCUGCAGCGCUGCUCCACCCGGAUCGACAUCGGGACCCGGCUCUCAAAGCCGCCGCCGAUUCGCGCUUCCAACGCCUCAACCAUGCCUUUGAGAUACUGUCCGACCCUCACAGACGGGCCAUCUACGACCAACUCGGUGAAGAAGGGCUGCACACCGAUUGGGAAGUGGGGCCCAAGCACAAGACUCCCGCAGAGGUCAGUCGAACCCCCACAUUGGCCUUGACCCACCCCUCACCCGAGCGCUCGUAUUUUCCCCCUCCCGCUCCUCUCCCACCAGCUCCGAGCCGAAUUCGAGCGACGAGGUCGCAAGCAGCUCCAAGUCGACGUCGAGCGCCUCAUCAGGUCCAAGGGCGAGUUGACCUGUACGACCGAUGCUCGAGUGCUCUUCCUCCCCGACGAGCACCGCCGCAAGUUGGGUGGCCCACCGGACAUGUCCCUGUGGCAGAAAAUGUCGACCGCCUCCACACGGCAGCUGUUUUUGAAGCAUUCUUUCGUCGUAAGUGCCAGUAGCCAUGCAUGAGCUUGGUGCUGGACGGCUCAAGCUUUGCACGCUCGACCUUUUCCUUACAGAACCCCAUCUCGCCUUCGACGACGGUCGUGCUGACGAGUCAGUUGCUCGCACGCCAAGGCGCCGGAGCGGGCAAUCUGCUCGCCAAAAUCCUCUACAAUCCCAACUCGAAACUUUCCUUGGAGGUGGGCUUGGCUUUGGACCCCACGGUUCGAUAUCGUAGCCUGGGCGGCUGACUUGAAACCGUCGUCGGGGAUCCCACAGAUUGGCACCACUUUGCUUCGGCCGCGGACAUUACCCAUGAAGGCGACUUAUACCCCUGAUCCAGACUCGUGAGCCUUCGUACUCGGCGCACUCGGCGUACGGUAUGUCUCGAACUAAAGACACUCUCUUGCUUGACCGCAGCUUCAUCACCAUCAACGCCACACCCAAGACCUUCGCCGCCCCACCCAUCGUUGCCAUUACGCUCGGACGUCGCCUCUUUCAAGACACGACCGGUGUCUUUACCUUACGCACGGGCCAAUACUCCCUCUUUGGCUGGGGCCUAUCCUCCCUCGAGCCCGUCUCGUCCUCCGGCAUCAAUCUCGCCCUGCAGAACAAUCGAGGGUGGUCAUGUAGUCUCAUGACGGGGUUGACGGCGUCGUCCCUUUCAGGUGAAUGGGCCAAGGUCAUGUUCGGUGGUGUCAAGGUCUCGGUCGGUGGCGCGUUGUCGACGCAAGGGGUCUUGAGCACGUUCGUCAGUGGUGAUCGAAGGGUGACGGAGAACGUCAGAGCGGGAAUGACGUUGGAUAUGGGCAUGAACGGGGUCAUGACCAUUAAAUUGAGGUGUGUCGCUAAGGAUCCUCAUCGGUCAAAACGGUUUCGACCCAGGAAGCUGAGGUAAGACUUGGGUGGUACACAGAUUCAAUCGUCUUGGACAACGCCUCAACUUCCCCAUCAUCAUCUCAUCGAAUUGGGAUCCUCGACUCGCGCUUUCGUUCACCGUCGUUCCAGCCCUUUCUAUCAUCGCCGUCAAUCAAUUCGUUAUCGCGCCGAGGAAGAAGCAGAGACUUGCUUCGUAAGUCCACGACUGGCCGGACCUCUAGUUUCUUAUACCGAGGCUAAACUCCUCGUGGGCUUCAUUUCAUCGAACAGCAAGAUCAAAGAGCUGCGCAAAGAGCACGGCGAAUACAUCGUCGAGAAACGUCACGAAGCCGAAGAAGCGAUCGCACUACUCGUCGAGCACGUCAGGAAGAAGAUCGAACAGGAGGAGAAGGUGCAAGGUGAGUUCGCACGUUGCCCUUUUUUUUUCCACAAAGGGGACCACCCCCUGAAAGGGAACUGAAUCAAAUCACGAGCGCGCAAUCUCAGGUUUGGUUAUUGAAGAGGCUUGGUACGGCGUUUUGACGACUUUACCCGACCCGCUUCCAACUCCACGAACUGCGUCCUCGCCUAAGCCCACCCCAGUCCCCUCCUCUACGAAUGAGAAAUCCCCUUCGGAAAUCGACAUCGCCAUCAACCAGCGCUACCAAGACGUGACCAUCCCCCUCCAAGCGCUCGUGAACCAAUCCCAACUCGUCAUUCCAGCAGGAAGGUCCAAAGCCCAUCUCCUGGGUUUCUACGACUGUGCUUACGGGGAGAAAAAGUCGUUGAGGGUUAGGUAUCGUUUUAGAGGAUCGAGACACGAGUGUGAGGUUGAGGAUCGGGAAGGGUUGGCUAUGCCGUUGAGGGGCCAUUUGAAGGAAUGA
This is a messenger RNA of Microbotryum saponariae, 2538 nucleotides long. NCBI's taxonomy places the organism in Eukaryota, Fungi, Basidiomycota, Microbotryomycetes, Microbotryales, Microbotryaceae. The record is from the annotation of a GenBank genome assembly.